Molecule: messenger RNA, 2128 nt
Organism: Gavia stellata (red-throated loon)
Lineage: Eukaryota; Metazoa; Chordata; Aves; Gaviiformes; Gaviidae
Gene: SLC5A6
Product: solute carrier family 5 member 6
Exons: 14
Coding region: 65-1990 (641 amino acids)
Biological process (GO): biotin transport; sodium ion transport; pantothenate transmembrane transport
Cellular component (GO): membrane
Molecular function (GO): sodium-dependent multivitamin transmembrane transporter activity
Source: RefSeq, a predicted model, not a curated record
CAGGGCGGGCGGCCGAGCAGCAGCGGCAGCUCCGGCGGGGCAGCGGCAACAGGAGACGCUCACCAUGGAGUUCACGGUGAUCGACUACAUCAUCUUCGCGCUGCUGCUGGUGCUGUCGUCGGCCAUCGGGCUCUUCUACGCGCUGAGCGGGGACCGGCAGCGCACGGUGCAGGAGUUCCUCCUGGCCAACCGCAACAUGGGCUUCCUGCCCGUCGCCCUCUCCCUGCUGGCCACCUUCCAGUCGGCUGUGGCCAUCCUGGGCGUGCCGGCCGAGAUCUACCGGUUCGGCACCGAGUACUGGUUCCUUGGCUGCUCCUACCUGCUGGGGCUGCUCAUCCCGGCCCACAUCUUCAUCCCUGUCUUCUACCGCCUGCACAUCACCAGCACCUACGAGUACCUGGAGCUGCGCUUCAACAAGACGGUGCGGGUCUUCGGCACCGUCACCUUCAUCUUCCAGAUGGUCAUCUACAUGGGGGUAGUGCUCUACGUGCCCGCGCUGGCCCUCAACGCAGUGACGGGCUUUGACCUCUGGAGCGCGGUGCUCACCAUGGGGCUGGUCUGCACGCUGUACACCACGCUGGGUGGGCUGAAGGCCGUCAUCUGGACGGACGUCUUCCAGACGCUGGUGAUGUUUGCGGGGCAGCUGGCCGUCAUCGUGGUGGGCGCCCGGCGGGUGGGCGGCAUGGCCCGGGUCUGGCGCCUGGCGGAGCAGGAGGGCAAGAUCUCCGGCAUUGACCUGGACCCUGACCCUUUCGAGCGGCACACCUUCUGGACGCUGGCGGUGGGGGGAGUCUUCAUGAUGCUGUCGCUGUACGGGGUGAACCAGGCGCAGGUGCAGCGGUACCUCAGCGCCCGCAGCGAGCGGGAGGCCAAGCUCUCCUGCUACGCCGUCUUCCCCUGCCAGCAGAUCGUCCUCUGCCUUAGCUGCCUGACUGGCCUCGUCAUGUUCGUCUACGACCGGGAGCACCCGCUGGCACCCCCCCAGCGCCCCGGCUCCUCCGACCAGCUGGUGCUGUACUUCGUGAUGGACGUGCUGCAGGACCUGCCGGGGCUGCCCGGGCUCUUCGUUGCCUGCCUCUUCAGUGGGUCCCUCAGCACUAUCUCCUCCGCCUUCAACUCGCUGGCCACGGUGACGAUGGAGGACCUGGUCCGGCCCCACUGCCCCGGGCUGUCGGAGUCGCGGGCCACGCUGCUCUCCAAGCUGCUGGCUCUUGGUUAUGGAUUGCUCUGCCUGGGGAUGGCCUAUGUGUCCUCCAUGCUAGGUCCCGUGCUGCAGGCGGCCAUCAGCAUCUUCGGCAUGGUGGGGGGCCCACUCCUGGGGCUCUUCUGCCUGGGCAUGUUCUUCCCCUGUGCCAACCCCACGGGUGCCGUCGUGGGGCUGCUGGCGGGCCUGGCCAUGGCCUUCUGGGUGGGCAUCGGCAGCCUGCUGCGCAGCAUGGGGGCGGCCGGGGGGCCCCCCCCGCCCAACAGCACCGCACUCCCCGUCAUGGGCAACCUCACCACCGUCCUCACCACCACCCUGCUGGCCCCCACACCGGCCCCCCAGAGACCCACGGGGCUGCAGAAGUUUUACAGCCUGUCCUACAUGUGGUACAGCGCCCACAACUCCACCACCGUCAUCCUGGUGGGGCUCCUGGUCAGCCUGCUCACCGGUGAGUGUGGGGGGGCGGGGGGCCAGCGGCGGCCCCCCCCCGCUCACCCUCCGCUCUGGCCCCCAGGUCCCACGCCGGCAGCGGCCGUGGACCCCCGCACCAUCUACCCCGUGCUGCCUCGCCUGCUCUGCUGCCUGCCCCAGAAGUACCGGCAGAGGCUCUGCUGUGGGGUGGGCUUCCCUGCCCAGGACGCUGACCACGGGGAUGCCACAGUGAAGAGCAACGGGGUGGCCAACGGCCUGGCCCCCCCCGGCCCCAGGCGGCUGGAGGAGGAGGGACAGGGCUACGUCCGCACGGCCGGGGCCCCCACCUACGCCGUGCAGGAGACCUCCUUCUGAGAACCCCCCCCAGCAUGGGGGUCCCGGCCACCCCCCGCACCUUUCCCCAGCGUCCCACUUGCCGGGGGGCGUGGACCCCCCCGCAGGGCACCUGCACAUGGCUGGGGAGCACCAAAUAAGCGGGAGGGGCUGGGUGCC